Messenger RNA from Cercocebus atys (sooty mangabey), 4129 nucleotides. RefSeq names its product solute carrier family 1 (glial high affinity glutamate transporter), member 3 (gene SLC1A3). The record is from RefSeq and is a predicted model, not a curated record. NCBI's taxonomy places the organism in Eukaryota, Metazoa, Chordata, Mammalia, Primates, Cercopithecidae. Gene Ontology annotation, biological process: L-glutamate import across plasma membrane; L-aspartate import across plasma membrane; D-aspartate import across plasma membrane. Gene Ontology annotation, cellular component: plasma membrane. Bases 478 to 2106 code for a protein of 542 amino acids. Gene Ontology annotation, molecular function: L-glutamate transmembrane transporter activity; neutral L-amino acid transmembrane transporter activity; glutamate:sodium symporter activity. The transcript has 10 exons.
GCUUUAUUUUUCAAUUCUUGCUAGUCCCGGUUUUGCAUUUCUAAUGACAGUGAACUGACAGCGCGUGAAAGCGGUCUGAGGAGCAAAACAAAGCCAGCAAGCCUGCUUCUGGUGUGCCAAGAUUAAUCAAUAUUCCAGAAACCUCGGGGUUUCCCCCUCCUCCCCUAUGCGGUUUCCAUUCCCCGCUCCUCCUUUCCCGGGCACAGACUCCUCCCCUUUUCUUAAGUUGCCCUGAUAGUAACUUGCAGUCUCAGAGCACAUGCACACUGUCAGGGCUAGCCUGCCUGCUUACGCGCGCUGCGGAUUGUUGCUCGGUUGUACCUGCUGGGGAAUUCACCUCGUCACUGCUUGCUAUCUUUCACCCUUUACAAAAUUAGAAAAGCUGUGUUUUCUAAUACCAAAGAGGAGGUUUGGCUUUCUGUGGGUGAUUCCCAGACACUGAAGUGCAAAGAAGAGACACUCCUAGAAAAGUAAAAUAUGACUAAAAGCAAUGGAGAAGAGCCCAAGAUGGGGGGCAGGAUGGAGAGAUUCCAGCAGGGAGUCCGUAAACGCACCCUUUUGGCCAAGAAGAAAGUGCAGAACAUUACAAAGGAGGAUGUUAAAAGUUACCUGUUUCGGAAUGCUUUUGUGCUACUCACUGUCACCGCUGUCAUUGUGGGUACAAUCCUUGGAUUUACCCUCCGACCAUACAGAAUGAGCUACCGGGAAGUCAAGUACUUCUCCUUUCCUGGGGAACUUCUGAUGAGGAUGUUACAGAUGCUGGUCUUACCACUUAUCAUCUCCAGUCUUGUCACAGGAAUGGCAGCCCUAGAUAGUAAGGCAUCAGGGAAGAUGGGAAUGCGAGCUGUAGUCUAUUAUAUGACUACCACCAUCAUUGCUGUGGUGAUUGGCAUAAUCAUUGUCAUCAUCAUCCAUCCUGGGAAGGGCACAAAGGAAAACAUGCACAGAGAAGGCAAAAUUGUACGAGUGACAGCUGCAGAUGCUUUCCUGGACUUGAUCAGGAACAUGUUCCCUCCAAAUCUGGUAGAAGCCUGCUUUAAACAGUUUAAAACCAACUAUGAGAAGAGAAGCUUUAAAGUGCCCAUCCAGGCCAACGAAACGCUUGUGGGUGCUGUGAUAAACAACGUGUCUGAGGCCAUGGAGACUCUUACCCGAAUCACAGAGGAGCUGGUCCCAGUUCCAGGAUCUGUGAAUGGAGUCAAUGCCCUGGGUCUAGUUGUCUUCUCCAUGUGCUUCGGUUUUGUGAUUGGAAACAUGAAGGAACAGGGCCAGGCCCUGAGAGAGUUCUUUGAUUCUCUUAACGAAGCCAUCAUGAGACUGGUAGCAGUAAUAAUGUGGUACGCCCCCGUGGGUAUCCUCUUCCUGAUUGCCGGGAAGAUUGUGGAGAUGGAAGACAUGGGCGUGAUUGGGGGGCAGCUUGCCAUGUACACUGUGACUGUCAUUGUUGGCUUAUUCAUUCACGCAGUCAUCGUCCUGCCACUCCUCUACUUCUUGGUAACACGGAAAAACCCUUGGGUUUUUAUUGGAGGGUUGUUGCAAGCACUCAUCACUGCUCUGGGGACCUCUUCAAGUUCUGCCACCCUACCCAUCACCUUCAAGUGCCUGGAAGAGAACAAUGGCGUGGACAAGCGUGUCACCAGAUUCGUGCUCCCUGUAGGAGCCACCAUUAAUAUGGAUGGGACUGCCCUCUAUGAGGCUUUGGCUGCCAUUUUCAUUGCUCAAGUUAACAACUUUGAACUGAACUUCGGACAGAUUAUUACAAUCAGCAUCACGGCCACGGCUGCCAGUAUUGGGGCAGCUGGAAUUCCUCAGGCAGGCCUGGUCACCAUGGUCAUUGUGCUGACAUCUGUCGGCCUGCCCACUGACGACAUCACGCUCAUCAUCGCAGUGGACUGGUUCCUGGAUCGCCUCCGGACCACCACCAACGUACUGGGAGACUCCCUGGGAGCCGGGAUUGUGGAGCAUUUGUCUCGACAUGAACUGAAGAACAGAGAUGUUGAAAUGGGUAACUCAGUGAUUGAAGAGAAUGAAAUGAAGAAACCAUAUCAAUUGAUUGCACAGGACAAUGAAACUGAGAAACCCAUCGACAGUGAAACCAAGAUGUAGACUAACAUAAAGAAAUGCUUUCUUGAGCACCAGGUGUUAAAAACCAUUAUAAAAUCUUUCCAUCUCAUUACAGCUCAUUCUCUCCAGCAAGCCCCUUAAUCCCCUUUCCUCCCUUCUGAUAAGAUUGGAAAGUAAUCCUCCAAAAAACAAGGGAGGAUUUUGGGUGGCCAAAGUGUAUAAUUUUCAUCCCACAAUUGAAAUUUUUACAUCAUUUCAUGUUAGUCUUACCUAAUAAGGUACCAAGAUCAAAAAUAUUCUGGAUCAGAUCUUACAAGUUUAUGUGGCACACAAUCCUAUAAAUGUGAUUUUUUUUAUAUAAGUUAAACAAAUAGUAGGCUAAAAACAUUUUAUAAUCAACUUUUGAGAUUUAAAAAUCUUUCAGAAUACAAUUGAGUUUUAGUUUCAAAAUGUUAACAACUUGAAUUACAACCGGUUAUCAGCUGAACAGUAAGAUUUUGUCCCUUUCUCUUCUGACUGGUAUACUGAUUUCAUUAGUAGCGAGGUGCACAUAUACAUCUAGCACAGCCGUGAGGAGAGACAGAGGCAGUUUCCAUGUGGCCUUGAGUAAAUCCCAUCUCACCUCUAGGCCUCAGUGUCCUCAUCUAUAAAAUGAGGGACUUCCCUAGAUGUCUUCGUGGUCUCUUCCAGCCCAGACAUCCUGUCAUGUCAUGAAAGCGCCUGCCCUCUAUUUCCCCUCAGAACACCCUGUACCAUCCAUGGAGCACAGGGCUUUCAGAAAGGACACUUUAAUGGGAGUGAAAAUUUCUAAGGACAGGAUGGCUAUGUGUGGUGGUCACCAGGUCCUGUGUGCAAAGUGCAGGUUAUGCAAGUCACCAGGCAGGAGGCCAUUCCAGGACUGGGAUUAUUCGUAAAACCCUUUGCCCAGUUCAUCCCAAUGGGGGAAGUAUUCCCUUCUUACUCUGGGAAGAAUGUCUCCCGCCACUCCUCAAACAGAAGAGAAGGUAGCAGCUAGCAAGGGUGCUUGUGGGCACACUAUGGAACACUAAAGAGCUAGGAAAGAGUUGAGCACAGGCAACAUUAUAAACAAAGGAUUUGAAAACACCAAGAGUACAGGUCUUCUUUAAGGAAGAAUAAAAAAGAGGUUCAUUUUUUUGGCUUUUUUUUUUUUCACCUGAAACACUUCUUCUCUUGAGUCCAAAAUCAUUCCCCCAUGAAGUCUGCCUACCAAAACAUAAAGACCACUUAUAUAUUUGAAAGAAGUCAAACGAAUGAGCUGUCUAAUAGAAGUCCAUGAGUUGAGUGGGUAUUUUUUAUUUGAAAGUGCUUUUCUUUAAUCAAAAGUCCUUAGAACGAGAGAAACAAAAUAUUUCUGUUUUGGAAUCCCACUUAUCAAAUCAUUCAAAACUUUCAGCUGGAGUGGGGUUUGCUUUUGUUUUGUUUGUGUCCAUAAGAAAAAUGGUAGAAGAUGAAUCAGUAUGAAGACACUGUCAAUGAGGUUAUGAGAAAAAACAGCAGGGGCAUUAGUUUCAGGCAAGGCAGCUCCCAGGUUUAGAGAUUAAUUUUUACCCCCUAAGGAAUAUCCAGUCAAAGACGCUGAGUGGGAGCUGUCAGGCAGUAGCAGCUGUGUUUGAGUUUCUGGCUGAAAAUGGUGAAGAAUGGACUUAAUUAUGCUAACAGACUGAAAAUCUAGACAUACAUCCUCUGAUAUACAAUUAGAGAUAUUUUUAUAUAGACCCCAAGCAUUCUGUGUAUAAAAGUUAACAUUAGGCUGUGAUGGAGUAACCAUUUAAUGUCGAGGCUCUAUUUGGGAAAUACACUACAAAUGUUAAUGUAUGUGGCUGUCAUCUUAAGAUACUAGUAGAGCAAAGACUUAAUCAUAUCAACUUAAUUCUGUUACACAAUUUUUUUACAUACUAACCAUUUCUUAUGGAAAGAUCCUGUAGGGAGCCCAUCCUCUCACCAAGCCAUCACAAGCUCUGCAUACACAUGCAUUCAGUGUGGACUGGGAAGCAUUACUUUGUAGAUGUAUUUUGAAUAAAGAAAAAAAAUAGUUUUACAUUAA